GGCUGCGGGCCAUGGUGCCCAGCAAGGGCCGGCCCGGCCGGGGCCCGCGGGCCGCGCCCUCAGCGGUUAAUAAUUGUGGUCUCCAGCUGGUCAUCCAGACCUCAUCAAUACCAGAAAAAACCAAACCAUUUGAAUUCAGAAUAAAUAAAGAGCAGUCAUCUUUCCACAAUAGGCUUCUGCAGCAUGAUCUGGAAAAAAACUACUCGGGAAGACAAGAUAACACGAAUUUUGGGAGCAGUUCAUCAAUAACAUUUCCUGUAUUGCAACGUACUGCUGAAGAAAAAAUCCUGAACUCAGACAGACUUACCCUGGAAAGGCAAAAACUGACAGUGUGCCCAAUUAUCGAUGGGGAAGAUCAUCUUCGUCUUUUGAAUUUCCAGCAUAACUUUAUAACUCGUAUCCAAAAUAUUUCUAAUCUUCACCAUCUUGUUUUCUUAGAUUUAUAUGAUAAUCAGAUUGAAGAGAUAAGUGGGGUUUCAACUUUGAGAUCCCUCAGAGUCCUUCUGUUGGGAAAGAACAGAAUAAAGAAGAUCUCAAAUCUGGAGAACCUAAAAAACCUUGAUGUUUUAGAUCUUCAUGGAAAUCAGAUUGCUAAAAUAGAAAACAUUGGUCAUUUAAGUGAACUGAGGGUGUUAAACCUUGCCAGAAACCUCCUCACUGUUGUAGAAAACCUGAAUGGGCUGGAUUCACUCACAGAGCUCAACCUCCGUCACAAUCAAGUCUCUGCUAUAAAAGAUGUGGAUACUUUGCCCUGUCUCCAGCGUCUCUUCCUCAGCUUCAACAAUAUAUCUAGUUUUGAGGAUAUUCUGUGCCUUGCUGAUUCCUCAUCCUUGUCAGAUAUCACCCUUGAUGGCAAUCCAAUAGCUCAGGAGACAUGGUACAAACACACUGUUCUCCAUCAUAUGAUGCAGCUCCGACAGCUAGAUAUGAAGAGAAUCACAGAAGAAGAAAGACGUAUGGCAUCUAUUGCAGCCAGGAAAGAGGAAGAGAGGAAGCGUGAAAGCCACAGACAGACCUUGCUUAAGGAAAAGAAGCGGUUAACGAUCGGUAACAUCGCUCGGCAGUGGGAGAUCCAGCAGAACCAACUCGCUCUUGAGGCUUCUUUAAACAAAGAUAAAGAAAAUGAGCCCUGCCAGAUCAAUGGCAGUGCUGCAUAUGUAUUUCCUGAAGAAAGCAGAUCUCUUGAUACAAUCCUGAGCAGUGCAGUACAAGGCUUGUCUGUUCUGGAGUCUCAUUUAGUGGAGGUGGAAGGAGACACUCUUGGCUUGUAUGGCUCUGGGGCACUGGAAUGCCUGGAUCGAAACUGGAGUGUUCAAACAGCUGGCAUUAUUGCCACAGUCUCCUUCAUGUUCAUAGAAUUUGAUGAAAUUGUUCAAGUGUUAGCAAAACUGAAGACAAAAUUCCCUAACUGUGUGCACCUGAAGUUUAAGGAGACAAAUCUUGUGGCGCUGCAGCAGUUCAAUGCCUUGGCUGAGAUGCAUCGCAUGGAACAGCUGACAGUUGAUCCUCAGGGAAAUCCAGUUGUCAACUUCACUUUGUGGAAAUACUAUGUUCUCUUCAGACUGAACCAUUUCAAUCUGCAGAAGAUAAAUGGAGAGAAGGUUACUGAAAAUGACAUUGUAAAGGCAGAAAGGCUCUUUGGCAUCCUGGCAUAUGUGGCAUCUUCAGAGCUGCCUCAUUACCGCAUGCUUUCAUUAUUUGGAGAAUCCAGGAGGAAGCAAUUCCAUUAUCUGCUGGAGGGAAAGGGAAAGAAAUCUGGGGUUGGGAGUGAGGAAAGUGGUGAUAACAGAAGAAGUGGAGGGGAAAGCACAGCUCGAGCAACAUUGAAUUACAUGACAAAAGAUUUUCAUAUGGAAAAGCUUGAGGAAAUCAAAGAAAGAAAAACAUUUUGCCAGACAUACGUUGAGAACUUAGUGAAAGAAGCAGCUGACAUCAAUAUGAAGAAUGAAUCCUUGCAGAAGCUCUGGCCUCAGCUGUUCAUUGAGCUUGUCCGAGAUGCAGUGCUGGAAAUCCGCAAUAAAAACUCCUACAUGAAACUCUGCCUCCAGAGGAUCACUGAGCAGAAACAAUACUAUAAAGAAGUACUGUGUGCAAAGAAAAGACUUAAUGCUGCAUGAAGAGAUGAGACAACACUUGCCCCAAAAUCACCUGAAGGGGCAGAACAACCCCCCAUUCCAUAGUACAGUAACUGCCACAAUAAACAGCUUGUCAGCUCCUGUCCAGAAAUUGAAUCUAGGAAGCCUUAGCAAGUCCAGCUGAUUGCCAUGGAUGGCAUUCAGAUGCAGGUAGAAAUUUGUGCCAUUUAAAUUUAAAUUUUUAGUUCCGUUGUACCUUAACUAAAACAAUCCAAAACCUUUGUGCAUUUUAUACUUAAUUAAAAGUGUUCUUAUUUUA
Agelaius phoeniceus (red-winged blackbird) is the source of this 2394-nucleotide messenger RNA. RefSeq names its product leucine rich repeat containing 49 (gene LRRC49). The record is from RefSeq and is a predicted model, not a curated record. Gene Ontology annotation, molecular function: protein binding. NCBI's taxonomy places the organism in Eukaryota, Metazoa, Chordata, Aves, Passeriformes, Icteridae.